Molecule: messenger RNA, 1021 nt
Organism: Juglans regia (Persian walnut)
Lineage: Eukaryota; Viridiplantae; Streptophyta; Magnoliopsida; Fagales; Juglandaceae
Product: phosphatidylinositol transfer protein 2-like
Exons: 10
Coding region: 154-954 (266 amino acids)
Biological process (GO): phospholipid transport
Source: RefSeq, a predicted model, not a curated record
AAAAGCAUAUUCCUCGAUCGUAUUUCUUCCGUGCUUGCUGGAACAUACUUUUUAUAUUCCUCUCUAAUACCUUUCCUCUACUUUGUGAUCACUUUGAGCUAUCUUCUGCAUUGGAAACCUGACCUCGCUAUCUCGCUCUAUUCUACGAGAAAAAUGGUUCAUAUCAAGGAGUUUCGGAUUGUCAUGCCCGUGUCGUUGGAAGAGUAUCGUGUGGCACAUAUGUUCGUUGUGAUGAAGAUGUCACAACAGCACACGACUGGGGAGGAAGGGAUAGAAGUAGUAGAGAACAGACCCUUUGAAGACAAUGCCCUUGGGAAGGGUCGAUACACAAAUAAAAUUUAUCGCCUUCAAAGCAAAAUUCCAUCUUGGCUUACUACUUUUGCACCAGCAGAUGCUCUCAUCAUGCAAGAGGAAUCGUGGAAUGCAUUCCCAAUAUGCAAAUCAGUAAUGAAGUGCCCAUAUUUUCCCAGGUUUCAGUUAAGGAUUGAAACUGUUCAUAGGCCUGACAAUGGGGAGUCAGAAAAUGUGCAUGGCCUGAGUGAAGAACAACUGGCAGCUAGGGAGGUGGAAUACAUUGAUAUAGCUUCUUCUGAAGGGAACUAUUGGAGUUAUCUAGUUGGAAAUAACAAUGUGGACUUCUCAAUAUUCAAAUCAGCAAGAACAGGUCGUGGUCCACUUUUGGAGGGAUGGCAGGAUAGAUGUGAUCCUGUUAUGACAACGUACAAAUUGGUAACAAUUGAUGCACCAUACUGGGGCUUUGGAUAUCAACUCGAACAAGCUCUAAUAGCGGGUGAAAAGGCUCUCUUUUUGGAAAGUCAUCGUAAUUGUUUUAGUUGGAUUGAUGAAUGGUAUGGGAUGACAGUGCAACAAAUAUGUGAACUGGAACAACAGAGCCAUUCUGCAUUAAAUGAGCAUAUUGUGCUCAAGAGCAGAAACUUGGCAAGCAGAUGUUGAUGACAAGCACGGGAGACUAGCCCCGGGUAAUUUCACUUGAUAGUGAACAUAUUUAUGGCAGGAGCUC